UAAGUUACGCGCCGCGAAGAACAACUCCUAAUUUAGUUAUCACUGCAAUUCAAAUUCAAUUUAAAUCUAAAACCCUAAAAUUUCCAGAUUCCGAUUCAUUGAUUUCACCCGCCAAAUUCCAAUCUCUUCUCUUUUCUUCGAAUCGAUUCUUAUCGUAAAUUGACAAAUUUAUUCAUUUAUUUAUUUUCAAAAAUGGCGAUGGCUGGUUUGUACAGACGGCUCCUUCCUUCUCCUCCGGCAAUCGACUUUGCUUCGCCCCAAGGAAAGGAACUUUUUAUGGAAGCAAUUCACAGUGGAACCAUGGAGAAUUUCUAUAGAUUGAUUUCUUAUUUUCAGACUCAGUCAGAACCGGCUUACUGUGGAUUGGCGAGCUUGUCCAUGGUGUUGAAUGCCCUAGCUAUUGAUCCUGGAAGAAAAUGGAAAGGACCUUGGAGAUGGUUUGAUGAGUCUAUGUUAGAUUGUUGUGAACCUUUGGAAAAGGUUAAAGCUCGAGGCAUCUCAUUCGGUAAGCUUGUAUGCUUGGCUCAAUGUGCUGGAGCCAAAGUUCAAGCUUUCCGUACAAAUCAUAGUACCAUCAACGAUUUCCGCAAGUAUGUCAUGGAAUGUUCCACUUCAGAUGAUUGUCAUUUGAUCUCAUCGUAUAAUAGAGCAGCUCUCAAACAGACUGGAACUGGUCAUUUUUCUCCUAUUGGUGGUUAUCAUGCUGGAAAGGACAUGGCACUUAUCUUAGAUGUUGCACGUUUCAAAUAUCCCCCACAUUGGGUUCCGUUACCAAUUCUAUGGGACGCCAUGGAUAAUGUUGAUGAAACUACUGGACAGCGUAGAGGGUUCAUGCUAGUAUCUAGGCCUCACAGGGAGCCUGGACUGCUGUAUACCCUGAGCUGUAAACACGAGAGUUGGAUCGGUAUUGCCAAAUACUUAAUGGAAGAUGUCCCUCUCCUCUUGAAGUCAGAAAGUGUGAAGGACAUUCAGAAAGUCAUUUCUAUUAUUUUUACAUCUCUCCCAUCCAAUUUUGAGGAGUUUAUUAAGUGGGUUGCAGAAGUUCGAAGGCGAGAAGAUGGUGCCCAAGGUGUAAGCCCAGAAGAGAAUGCUAGACUCUCUGUCAAGGAGGAAGUAUUGAGACAAGUUCAAGACACCGGCCUUUAUAAACACGUAACAGAAUAUCUGUCAUCCGCUAAUUCCUGUCGCAGAAACAUAACAACUCCUAACAACGGUGAUAAUUUACCAAAAUUAGCUGCAAGUGUCUGUUGCCACGGGGCAGAGAUUUUAUUCGGUAAGUCUGGUUCACAGGGCUACUGCUGUCGGGAAACAUGUGUUAAGUGCUUGGAAGCUAAUGGCAGAAAUCCAAUCACAGUAGUAUGUGGGACUGUGGUAAAUGGAAACUCUGAACAGGGAGUUGACAUGCUAUUACCUUCCUCCGAGUCAAGUUCAACCUGCCACUGCUCUGGCUCUAAAGAUCACAUUUGGUUACACCCAGCCGAAAAUGAUGUUUUAACAGCACUUCUUCUGGCAUUGCCUGCAGAGACAUGGUCUGGGAUCAAAGAAGAGAAACUUUUGGAGGAAAUAUAUAACCUUGUUUCAAUUGAGAAUCUUCCCACUUUUCUGCAAGAAGAGGUAUUUCACUUACGUCGCCAGCUUCAUCUUUUGAAAAGAUGCCAAGAAAAUAAAGUUGAUGAGGUCUCUACAGAAGAGUCCUUCCCUCUCCUCCCGCGAUUGAAUUCGCUUCCCCUCAAGGAAAGACACUUUUUAGCGAAGCUUUAGGAGAUGGAACAAUGGAAGGGUUUUUCAAGCUUAUUUCUUACUACCAAACGCAAUCUGAGCCUGCCUAUUGUGGACUCGCUACCCUUUCUAUGGUCCUCAAUUCACUUGCUAUUGAUC
Messenger RNA from Cannabis sativa, 1878 nucleotides. RefSeq names its product glutathione gamma-glutamylcysteinyltransferase 1. NCBI's taxonomy places the organism in Eukaryota, Viridiplantae, Streptophyta, Magnoliopsida, Rosales, Cannabaceae. Gene Ontology annotation, molecular function: glutathione gamma-glutamylcysteinyltransferase activity; metal ion binding. The record is from RefSeq and is a predicted model, not a curated record. The transcript has 10 exons. The coding region runs from base 193 to 1761 and encodes 522 amino acids. Gene Ontology annotation, biological process: detoxification of copper ion; cellular detoxification of cadmium ion; phytochelatin biosynthetic process.